Molecule: messenger RNA, 11783 nt
Organism: Cinara cedri
Lineage: Eukaryota; Metazoa; Arthropoda; Insecta; Hemiptera; Aphididae
Source: the annotation of a GenBank genome assembly
AUGACGUCGGGCGACGACCCGCGGCCGUCGGACGGGACGACGGCGGCGGCGGUGGCCGCGGCCCCGCCGACGAUAUGUCCGCCGGCCACCAGACACCGGCCGCACGCACCGUCGGCCGUGGAGAAAGUCGACGGCGGCGUCACCGUCUGGGGCAUAACCGUCGGGUCCAAUUGUCUGAUCGCGUUGCCCGUUUUCGGCACGCUGUUCCUGGCCGUCGGCGUUGUGCUCACAGGUAGGCAAUAAUAAUAAUAUCAAUACCGUGCACCGCCGAUACCGCAUCUCGACAAUCCCCCGGCUAUCGUUUAGUUGAGAGAUGUCCCCGGGCAGAGUGGUGAGAAUUCGAGUCGUUAUUAUUUUAUUGCUUAUCACUUGUUUGUAUUCUGACGGGAGUUGACAAAUUUUUGGGUUUUUUUUUUUUUUUAUACUCCCUUUUCCGUUAAUAAACUAGUACUCCGAAUUUUCCAAUUGAAAAAUCACGUGGAUUUCCGACCGGCGCAGGUUUUAUUAAUAUGAACACGUAUUCUGAAUUCCGGACAUUUAGCACUAGAAUUUUGGUUAUUAAAUCCGGAUCGGUACGGGUCUGUAAUCGCGUUAAGCAUUCGGACAUACCUUUAGACGAAGAAAACUAUAAGACGCGUAGGUAUGUAUUACAUACUUCGAUUAGGUGCAGUCGGUUACGUUUUUGUAAAAGUUAAACUAACAUUAAACUGAUGCGAUACGAAAAGAUACUCCGCACCACGGGUGUUGACGUGUUGUAAGCGAGAAACUGCAUUAAUGGUAAGAUAUACCCACAGAGUUAUUUACAUGACAAAUCACGGUAACCGAAAAGCGAUUCUGAGUUUGAUCGGUUUAAAUUGAAAACUAAAUUAGUUUUUAAUUACAAAAUAAAUGUCAAUUGUUAGUGUUUUUAACGAAUUUGAACAUAACACAUUUUAAUUUAAAAAAACUAAUAAAAAUAAAUCACAAAAUUAUUGUCUACAUAAAUCAAACGAAAAAUAACUUUUAGAUUUCAAAUAGCUAAAAGUAACACAAAAAAUAGCUAGAAUAUGUUGAAAAUGUUACCACAUAUAGAAAGUACUAAGUCAUAAAUAUUCAGUGAAAGGUUUAGGUAUAUAAUUAUUUUUCGCUGAAUUACAACAAACCAAAUCGAAUAUUACAGAAAUAAAUUUAACCAGCACAUAUUCUCGGUUCUCUCCCCUUGUUUCGAAAUAAUUACAAGGAAACACCAAAAAUGGUCCCAAUGUACUGGAUGUCCAGAUAAAACUUUCUACCAAAAAUCACUCCUAAUGUUGAAUUUACAGCAAGUUUUCUAAAAGCAAAAAAAUAAAAACCACUCGUCGUAAUAAAACUAAUACAUUCGCUUUCGUUUUUUUUUUUUUUGAUUUAUUUUUUCCUGACUUCCGGAUAAAAUUAUCAAUUACAGUUAUUAAAAAGGACGUCAUCCGCCCAGUAUUUUAAGAUGUUGUUUAUAGGUAAUUUAACCAACGUCUUUGAAAGCAUGGAAAUUCAUUAACUUGAAAAUAUUGAAAUUCUCAUUUAAAGGUUUCCAAUCGUAUUCACUAGCCCUAUGUAUCAUUUUCAUUGGAAUUUGUUGCUCAAUCGUUAAAUUAAAUAUGUUUUCGUAAACCCGUUUUAAAAAUUAAGAAACCGAAUUUCCAUUACCACAACAAAUAUAAGAAUAUAUCAAUUACCAUUUGUAAUUGUUCGAUAUCAUUAAACUAUUCAAAUAAAGUUAUUUAUUCGGGUUUCAAAAUUUAAAAAAUCAAUAAUAAUUACCCGAGAGAAGAAUUUCUCGGGAAUUUUCUAGAAUGUAGACAAUAAAAAUAAUUUCAUUGUUAAGAUAAUAAAAAGUCAAAAAUAUAGAAUAGAGAAUGAAUAUCUCAGAUAUGAGAAUGCUUAAGUGGAUUAGUGAAGUGGGGAGGAAGCGAAGCCAUCCCGGAAGGGGGGGUAAUAGGGGGUGGUCAUUCCCCACGACUCAACUAGUUGGGCCCAGUCGACACAUUGGUUCAUCGAUCCAUUGAGUCGGAAAAUUAUAAUAAUAAUCAAUAAUAAUUGAAUAAUGUUUCAAGUAUUGUUUUAUAAUAACAGUUUUGUUUAAAAUAUAGAUUUAUUAUAUCAUAUUAUAUUAUAUAAUAUAUAAUAUUAACAUAAUUAAAAAUUAAUUUUGGUAUACUAGUAUUUUUAUUUACUACUAUAGUCCAUAGCAACUAUUUUUUAAAUUAAUAAAAUUAAAACAAAUUGUGUAUUAAACAAUGAGAAAAAUAGUAUAUAAUAAAUUGUUAAUGAAGUAUAUAAUAUAAUAAUAAUUUUUAGUUUAUCUGUUAAACAAAGCGAGAACAUUUUUAUCAUCUCAAUUUUAGUUAGUCUACACCAUCUCAUAGAUAUUUUGUCAGAACGGCUCUGGGAGGAAGAUAGAAUAAGUAAAUAAGAGAUUCUCCAGAGAAUUAGAGUACCACCUUGGCUUUGAUAGUAGAAUAAUUACGUAUGUCUCGCCAUUUCCCCCCUCCGAAUUUUGAAAUAAUCGUUUUUUUCAUUUCAAUAUUUAGCAUGAAAUUAGUAUGUGUUUGUAUGACCAAACCUGGAAUUUGUAUAGCAUUUUUAUAGCAGUAAAUAAACUUUUAAAUAUGGAAGGCUGGAUAGACGUCUCUGUCAUCUCCCCGGUAAAAUGCUAGUUAAAAAGCUAUUUUUAUUGGCACUUAUCUGCAUAACAAAUUUAAAUAAUUUUUUCAAAACCUAACCUGUAAUUAAUGAUAAACCAUUGCUAACGAAAAAUGAUUCGAAACAAAGCUCAAAUCUAAUCACAAUAAAAAAACAAAAUUGAAAAUAUUAAAGAAAUUAGUUUUUUACAUUUUCCCGUUCUUUCUACGUUUUUUUCAGUGUUGCUCAAUUAUUAAGAAUAUAAAGAAAAUCAAAACCUUACUCACCGAUUAGAUUAAAUUCAAUAAAAAAUGUCCCUUUCAUUUUCUAUUGGAGCAAUAUUUUUGGUAGAAAAUAAGAAGCGUAGAAAUUAAAAAAUAAUGUAACGGUAACAUCGUAAAUUUGUCAGUUUUUGUUAUAUGUUUUUUUCCGGUUUUCCUAAUUAUUUUGAAACUAUUUUUCCUAUUUGGAAAAUCAAAAACUGCUAUUUUACAAACUAAUAAGAUAUAAAAUGCAACAAAAAGGAUCGGUUGUCGUUUUUCUAUUGGAGGGAUUUAAGGUUGAAAACAUAAGCCAUAAAAAUUGAAAAUAAUUAAAUCGUACGCCAUAAAUUUGUUCGUUUUAAUUUUUUUAAAUUAUUUUAAAGGUUUUAAAAAAUUAACGAGAGAAAUCCGAUAAUGAUGUCAAAAGCUACUAGCUAAUACUAACCCUAUUGAGUUUUAGCCGCAGGAUCUUUGAAAGACUUCUAUAUAACUGAAUUGCAGGAACCAUAAAUAAAACUAUCCCAAUAGAGCAGACCGGAUUUAGACCAAACAGGAAUUGCUGUGAUCAAAUUUAUCGCUGAUUGCAAAUAUCGAAGAUAUUCAACCUAAAACACUUCGAAAAGUGAUGAAAAAUGCCAAAAAAACCGAGUCCAUUAUGCCAUUCGCUUUUGAAAGCGACUAUUUUUUAAAAAGUAGUCAGAACAAAUCCACAUGUCUAAAAUAAACGGAAAAUGAUUUCAAAUUAAUAAUUUGUAUUUUGUUUUUUUUUUUUUUAAUUAUUACCAAAAACAUCCCCAAGGUUUAAAUGGCCAUAUACAUCAUUAAUAUGAUUCUAAUUGUUUUCCAAUAUGCGUUACCUAUAACUGAAAGUUAAACAAUUUGAAGAUUUUACUCAUCAACAUAAUUAAACCUUGCUCCCAUUCACCCCACCAAACACCAUCCGAAAUUGAUUUUUCGGACUCGUUCCGUCUAUUAUAUUAAAAACAUCAUAUUUUCCCGUGUAGUGAUAUCUUACGGUUGGGUCAACGGCGGCGAAGACGACGUGAAACGCAAUAAGUUGUAUUCCACUACUAAUAACGGACGGUUAUUGGGACCUAUUUGUUUGGCCGUGUCGGCCAUGAUGUUCAUCGCGACCGCGGUGCUCCGGACGCUCAGCACGAACGCACGUUUCCGACAAACCCGCGUCGGAUUCCACUGUCCCGUGCACGGAGACUUUUUUCCGAUCAGCCCCGGGCCCGACCCGAGGAAAUUCUCUUGUGAGUUCACGACGAAAUAUAACAAUAAUAAUAGUUUAAUUAUUAUAAUAUAUUACAAUACGUAUUUCGGCGAUUACCAAUUAAAUUAUACCGUACUUCGAGUAACCUAUGUAGGUUAUGAAGUUUGCCUUUUAACGAUUUUAUCCGGUUUGCAUCGCGAUUCGCGAUUAUUAUUAUAGAACAAUAUUUCAGUAGGUACAAGUUUAUAGGUUUAUAUAUCAUUAUAAUAAUAUAUCGCUUUGAAGUCUUCUAAAGGGAAAACAACUUGUAUCGGUGUAGGAAAAGGGUUCGUCGUAAUUUCAUAAUAUGCAUAUAAAGACGGUCCAAAAUUUUGAAUUCAAAGUUCUUAAAUGAAAAAAAAAACUAAUUUUGACAAACUUGACUCAAAUUUAAAAACAAGCCAAAACAAAAACAUGUACAACUCUAACAAAAUUUUUUUUUUCCUUUGAAGAAUGAUAGUAUAAAAUGUUCUUCAAAUCAAACAAGAUUUUUUGGAUACACAAUAUUACUGUAAAACUACGUAUAUUUUAAAUGAAAAGAUUAAAUUCUGAUGGGGCCCCAUCUAGAGUCAAAAUAAAAAUCUGAAAUACUACAGGAUUUUUUUAAUAAAUUAUUUUGAAUUAGUUUUUUCACUUAAGAACUUUAUCUAAAACUAAGGAACACCCUAAUGUACAUAAAUAUUGUUUUUAUUUUUCUAUUUUCUAAUAAAUAAAUCAGUUAAUUAAUCAAUUAAUCAGUUAGUUUUAUCGUUUUUGAUAAUAAUUGUAUGGUUAUUAUAACAAAAAAAUAAAAAUAAAGUUAGUGGUGAACCGAUAUGACAUUUUACCAUUAUCCGGUAUUCAAAUACAGUGGAAACUUGACAAAUCGAAAAUUAAGGGAAAUGCAAUGUUUUUGACUUACUGAGGUUUCCGAUUUACUGAGGUUUCGAGUUAUCAAGGAUCUAGGAACAAAUUCGACUUAAUGAGUUUUUAAAAUGUAUGUACGUAUGUAUUAUAAUUUUUAAUUGUUAUUUAGUAAAUAUUUAUGUAUUAUUAUAAUUAUAUGUACAGUGUAUAGUGUGUAUACAGUGUGUAUUGAUAUUAUUAUUUUAAAAGUGUAUUAAUAAAAAUGAUUGGAUUAAAUUUUGGAACGCACAAGCCAAUUAGACAAAUGAUUAUACAAAUCAUCCGUCAUUACCUGUCUAUAUUCGGAACACAGAAUUUUCAAAUUAUCUGUAGUUUUUCUUUCCAGUAAUCGAGGUUUUCGCAAAAGAACGGCAUUUAUCUCAACUUUUCUUGAUUCCACUGUAUUUAAUAUAAAACCGAUAGCCGAUCCGAUAUUUUUUUUGAAACCAUGAGCUGAUAUUCAAAUUAUCCGAUACCUCAAAAAAAAUUGUAUACCUAUUCGAUUUUAAUCGACAUUAUGCACCAUCAAACACAUUGUUUUCUGUUUGAAAAGAAAAACUAAGCACUUUUUUUCGAAAAAUCUCGGGUCUGAUAUUGGUUAAAAAAAACCCGAUUACCGAUUUUCCAAUAUUACAAAUAUCAGCCAAUAUUCGAUACUGUCUUCUGUCAAUGCUCACCCCUACAUAAAAUAUAGCCGGAUCACUGGACUUACCGGAUUAUCGCACGGCUGGAGUCUACUAUAAUUCAAUAUUUAACUCUAAAACAGAAAAAUAAGAUUUCAAGUACCUAUUACGCAUUAUUAUAUGUAGGUACUCAUUUUCAUGAGACUAGGGGGCCCCGAAUGGGAGAGUGGAUAAUUUCGGAAACGUUAUUUUGAUCGUAUUAGUAGCUAUAUUAAAUAACGCAUAUUCAUCUUAUCCUAUGUUUAUAAUAUGGUUUAACAGUUUCUGAUAGCAAUAUUGCUGCGAACACACCUUGGAUCUGUAAUUGUUUGAACCGAUUUAAAGCCGACUCUCAAGAAACCUUGGCCGUCGAAGAAUUACCUCCACAAUGUCCAUUAAACGGAAUACAUGGAAGCAGCUUGAGUCCGAGUCCAUCGAUAUCUACUUGUCCGACACCGAAACCGUUUUUAGUAUUCACCGAUUCUGCGCACGGGUAAUACAUUAAUGCACACGAAAAACAAAUAAAAACACCAAUAACUCUAUGUAAUAAAAAAAAAUAAAACAAAAUUCCAUUCUUUUUGGUUUCAUCUCCGGUCGUUCUCGAAACAUGAAACAUUAGGUAUACUGUACAGUUUUAUUUAAACCUAUUACUUGGAGAUAUUUUGAGAAAUUACCUACUAUUACUUGAAUUAAACACUCACGAGCAGUAAAAAUCCAACAUUUGAGACGAUUUUUUCCCCCAGUCUACUCAUAUCGUUACAAUAUUUCACUUAUUUAUUUUUAUAAUAAUUUAUCUAAAGUAAGAAUUUAAUAUAUAUAUAUAUAUAACUGUGGCUUUGUGCAAGGAGGUCAAUGUCACAUUUUAUGUUUGUUGGGAACUGGGCUUUGAAAUUGUAUUCCCUAUAAGGCUCUGUGUAUUUUAUUAAAUGUAAAUAUAAUUUUUAAUUUGUACAAAAACUUGAAAAAAUGUUAUUUAGAAAAUAAAAAAAUGUUACACUUUUUCUUUUUUUUACUUUUAACUGAUUUUUUCAAAAAAUUGACAUUGGCCCUUCUUUCAUCAUGCCACAGAAUUAUAUACACACCAGAUAAUAGUAUCAAUUUUCGGGAAAAAUUCGACAAAGAAAACAAAAAAUUAGUUUCCACGAUAUUAAAAGCUAAUUAUAUUAUUCACACAGUACUAAAUUACUAUUAUAGGUUACUUGACGAGUAGGUACGUAUACAGUUUACAUAAUACAUUUUAUUAGUCGUAAUUAACGUUAUUCACUAUAAUAUAUCUUCGGGUUACACGAAAUAUAGAUAUACACAUAAGUACAUUAUACUUACCCGGUAAGUUAUCAGUAUCCUUAUACAAGUGUAACUGUUCCACUGGCGUAGAAUAGCAUUUAUUAGGUAGGACAUCAACGGUAUUUCUUCUGUACCUAUUUUUUUUUUUGUUAAUACUUUUCCACGCUUCGAACGGUAAUGAUGAUAUGAGACGUUUCCAUAGGGCUUGCAAAGAACUGUGCAGCGGAAACACGUUGUUUCCGGACGAACCAUUCGGGUCAAUUCGUUCACUGUCCGUGCCCAACGACACUCUGGCGGUGGCGUGUUUUCCCGUCGAACGCACGUCCGAGCAAUACUUAAACGUGCCCGAAGACUCGUGGUCCCACAAGAGGUACGUCCAUUAUUACUGCGAUUUCAAACGUGAUAAUAUUAUUGCUGGCAUGCGCUUGUAAAUUAAUUACCUAUCAGUACCGUAUAGCCGGAAAUAAAUUUCGAGAGACGCAUUAAUAAUUGUUAUUGUUAUACCUAGGCGUACUUAUUGUUUUUAAAACGAUAAAAUACACAACAGUUACCUAAAUAACCAACAAAAAAGAUUCUAGGGGCACAUUCCCCUAGUGUCUCUCUUGUUGGAUAAAUAACUACUAUAAACACAAAAUGAUCUAAGUGCAUAGUAGUGCGCCAGACCAAUUUCCAGUAAACAUGCCAGUGUAUUUUUAUACUUGAACCAAUUUUCCGAUUUUUCUCACCCUCAUAUCUCUGUUUCCUUCUAAUCAUGCACAUUAAGAGAUUCAGAUUAAUCAAAACUAAAGUAGUGAUAGGUAUUUAUAUUGUGACCAAAUCGUUCUAUGCUUCAUCCAGAAAUUGACCAAGUGUUAAGAAAUAAAAAUACAAAAAAAAUGUUGCUCAUGAAAAUAGGAGUGAAGUGAAGGUAUGGACUAAAUAAAGAGCAGACUUGACCAAAGUGUAGAUAUCAUCAAUUUGAUAAAGCUGACUUUUUAAGCAAAAGUCUGGAACUAUAAUACUUUUUCAUUGGUUAGGUUUUUUUAGGGAUUGUUUAAUUACGAAUCAACCGAUAAUCUAAAAUCUGAUAUUGUCGACUAAAUUUUAGAUUCCGAAUAUUCGUGGAAUAUAUUGAUUUUACAAUGACAUUUAUUAUUAUUAUUUUCUUUUUUUCUGUGGACAACUUUUCUACUAGAAAUUUCGCUUCGAUUCACAGUGAUUGCAUUUUUUCUGAAAUCGGACUGGAGAGGUACUUUAGGGAGGUUAUUUUUUCAUUUUCUCAAUAAAUUGGAAAAACGGAAAAAAAACAUGGGAAAACCAAGAAAAACGUAGGGAAAACAGGAAAAUAGGUACAAUAUUAAACAAGUAUUAUUAAAGAAAAUAUAUAAUGCAUAUGUAAUUAUUUUGCCAUAAUAUGACUUAUAUAUUAUGACAAAGCAAAAAUUAUCAAACGAAUUCCGCUCAAAAUCGUUUUUUCGUUAGCAAUGGUGUAUCGUAGCUUACAGAUAUAAAUUAAAUUGCCUCUCUUCCAUCUUUCCAACUUCUCACCCAAUUAUAACAGUGGUACCCUUGCGGAGUAUAAAUCCUACAGUCCGUGGUAACGAUCAUGAGGUUGUAUCGUUCGUCUCACGACCACGAACGAGACGGUCAUCCGAGAUUUCUCCCGAAUUCCCGAAUGUAUUCCAUAUAUCAUAAUGUGGACCCAACUUCCACUUCUCAAUUUGCCAUUCCGUCUGCGCAUAGAACCAUUGCCGUCGGGCGAGUUUCUCUCGGCUAUUUCACUACCAUCAAGCGUCACUCAUAAGCCCAGCCGAAUCCUACCGCACGGCACCAACCACAGGUAAUGUCGGUACUGGGGUUUCCGUUCAGAAUUUAGCUAGUUCGGCACCGGAGUUCGAAGACCACCUGGCUUACUCUCCGAAAAAUGUCGAGAGUUGGACAUAUUCGACACCCAGAGGCUGAUAGAAUGGGUGAUCAGCCCACAACUAACCUAACUUAACCUAACCGUUGCCAGAAGUUAAGUGGGCCAGCUGAGAACAUUUCACAGGACGACUCUACGGUCGGAACACGAGGACCUCCGACUGACCAGGUGGAAAAGUGAGCCCGUACUCUUAUUUUCUCGAUGAAAACAACCUCGGUGGGGAAGCCCCGACACUCGUCGCUACACGAUGUAACUAAUAUUUAGCACCACGAAGAAUCCCGUGCCAUCCAGACUGGCCGGGUUAUCGCGCAGAUAGCUCAGCCUAUCCAGGAAUCCACUGGAAAAGCCGUGUAUUUUCUAGAUACCUAGCUAUAACAGUGACUGCAACCAUCCCCAUUAUCCUAGGACAGCUUUUUUAUUUUGGUUUUUUCACUCAUUAUCUAUAAGGUAUUUUAAACCGUGUGCUAAUUAUAAUUUAAUUUAUGUCGCUAUAUCGUUAUGCCGUAUUUAUACACAGUCGUUUUAUGAUCUUAUUUACAAUAUUCUCAAUAUUUUACACUUUCAUUGCGAUUUUAGAUUCAAAAAGUAUAUGCUUUUUUUUUUUCAACGUUUACUAUGCAUCACAAUAAUAUUACCAUCGAUUAAUUUUUUUUUUUUAGAAAAUCAAGUAUUCUGUUUUUGAUCCUGAGUUUAAAGUCUAGAUAAUUAUACAUAGUAUAAUAGAUAACCCGGUUUUUCUAAAAUAACAUCAUAUUGUAAUCCCCGAUACCCCAUUACAGACCGGUGGUGCGGCGGUUAGUCGCAUAUAUCUAUCAAAGAAUCGGUGCCUUUUAUCAUCAUAACAUAUUAUAUUAUUAUCGACGUAUGAUUAUAUUUAGUCUAUGAUUUUAUCUACUUCGUUAUAUACCACAAAUAUGUCGGUAACGUGGUUUUUUUCCCCUACGUGUCGUAUCGUUAUAUUUUAUUGUGACGUAUCCAAUGCGUCAUUGACGACGAAGACACUGGAUCGAUUACAGAGACGAGACGUAAUUUUUUCCGGUUGUUCACAAACACCGUUGUCGUCACGUCAUUUAAACCGCGACCACGAAUUCCUUACGCCGCGCGCCGUCGAGACGUGGACGAUUAAAGAACGAAUUCUGAAUUAGAUCUGAUACACAUUCCACUAGUAUAGUGCCGAUCCGCAUUGUUCCGUCUAAUCCGAUUUUAAUUGCUCUUCCUGUGAUACCGUUUUUAAGUACCAUUUAUAUAGUCGUCGUUAUUAAUAACCACGAGUUAUUCUAAAAUAUACGAUUAUAGUAACCGUUUUUUUUUUUUUUUUAACGAUAGUAAGUUUCUAUACACAAUGAGUUGUCUUAUUAUUGGACUAAUUAAUUGAUUACCGCGCGUACCCUCCAGUGGCUAGCCCAAGGAUUUUCUAUGGAAGGGAAUGUAUAGUAAAUAACCAUAUUUCGUGAAUAAAUCUAAAAAUUUUCUUUUGUGACAUCUAUACCCCGAUUAUGAGAAUUUAAAAACCUAAUCCAAAAAGCCAAUAAAUCAAUUUCAUUCCAGUUUUACUUGGCUGAAAUAUAUAGUUUCAAGAUACAAUUACUAAAUAAAAUAUAGUAUUGUAAUAAUUAUUGUAUUUUUGAAAGAAUGGAAGGGAAUGGAGAAGGCAACGAACGUUUUUCCCUGCGCACGCCGGUAUUACCCCUUUACAUCAAAUAUUAACAGCCCCACUACAUAAUAUUACUUCGAUAUUUUAUUAUUACUAUCAUACAUACAAAUUACUACGAAUGUUAAUUGUUACGAAUAUCAACUACAACGAUACUACUUUAAACCUAUAUUGUUAUCUAAUUAUGUCACUACUACGGUUGUAUCAGUGUAUUAAUUACGACUGUCGGACUGUCGGAGUAGACUCAGUGACAAACGCAGGGGGCUAAGGAGCUGAAGCCCCCUCCAUUGACCGUAUUUAUAUGUAUACAUAUUUAUUAUAUUUUUCAAGUUUCAACUAUAACAAUGAGUAGUACCAAAUUAGGGACUUUUUCAUAAAAUAUACUAUUUUCGUAAAUAAAUAAUUUAAUGUACCACCGCUGUCUAUUAAUAACUUUACUAUAUUACAAUAUUAUCACAGAAGAAGAUAUUAUUAGGUUUAUAAAAUUAUUAUUUUUGUCUAAUCGUGGUUUACAAUCAUUAUAAUGGUUUUGUUAUCCUUACAACUUUAGUAGUUGGUGUUAUCGUGCAUGUGUGGGUUGCCACACAACCUUAGAUAAUAUCUAUGAUUUUACUGCCUAACAUUUUUUUAGUUACCUAAAUAUUAAAUUUUUUUUGUGUACAUUUUAUAUUUACUAUCAGUCACAACUAAGAAUCUACCGACCUACUUGAUUUUUCAAAUUUGUGACAAAACCACUGAUUAUAAUUAUCAAUUUUCAAGCCCCCUCCCACUAUUGAAUAACCCUGCAUACGCCACUGGGAGCAGUUGUAUUUGUAACAUUGACAUUUACAUUAACAUAUUCAGUGUAUCAUAUUUUAGUCGAAAUGGUCAAUUAUCGUAGUUAUUGGAGCAACCCAUACACGCCAUUGCCUAAAUCUAUGAUACUCACCCGCGUAAAACUUCAAAUUCAAACAAUUUAAUUAAAAAACACGUCGUAAAAAAAUCAUAUUAUGUGGCAAUUUCUCACGGACGGAAUUUCCUAAUCGAAAAUGUAUUUAUUAUAUGUUGUAAUUUUAUUUUUGUUGUGUUUUUUUUUUCUUGUUCUCACGACAGAUUGAGUUGUCCGAGUUUGCCAUCGGCAGGAGACGAAUUUCCACAGUCAACGCACAAGCCGCUAACUCCACAGGUUGUAAAGGUGACCCGAGAAAUUCAAUUCGUCACUCCUAUAGAUAACUGUAGCAGCAACAUGAAUGCACACGAGAAAUGA